AUGGUAGAAUUAAUAUUAGCAAGGCUUCCUACGGUAGACGUCAUCCGAAGCCAACUCGUAUGCAAGAGAUGGAAAUCCAUCGUUCGCUCUCCAACUUUUGCAUACACUUCGUCAAAACAGUAUUUCCUUCGAACCCCAUGGCUUGCCAUGGUCCCAAAAUCAUCCCCAAAUCAAUUCAUGGUUUACGACACAGAAGUUUCUAAGUUACGGUAUAUACAACAACCUCAUCCUCCAUUAUUAAUAUCUAAUUCAGAUAGUAGUACUCCAGUUGCGGCAUGUGCUGGAUUAAUGUGCUUUAAAUAUCAUACCGUAAAUCUUUUUCGAUUGAUCGUUGCGAAUCCCUUAACCGGGUUGUCGCAUGUUUUACCAGAGCUGGAUGUUGAUAUUAAUCAAUUCCCAAUCAUGGGAAUUGCAAUGCAUGCUUCAAACUCGUUAUCACAUGUAGAUGUAGAUUACAAAGUUUAUGUGACGUUUGGGUAUUCGAACCCUGAUUUGUCUCUAAAGGUUUUCUCAUCUGAAGUAAAAGCUUGGAAGGAUAUCAGGCCAUUAACACAUACUGCUAAAGCUCGGUUGAACGUAUUAGAUCCCAAAAUCAACCUUUCUGGCGUGGCAACUUUAGGUAGUGAGGGUCAAAUCAUAGUGAACUACUUUGAAAGAUUUGUAGGAAGAAGUCUAAUCCGUUUCGAUAUAUCAAAAGGGACAGACUUGGUAAAGGAUAUUUCACUCAGCUCAUCUUGGCCUGACGGUACUUUUAGAGUGGAAAUGUUGUUUUGCAGUGGAAGAAUCUUUACGAUAUUUGACCGUCCAAUGACUAUACUUGAACCACUGAGUAUAUUUGAAUUAGAUACCGAGAAUUACAAGUUGAAACCAGAUCCAAUCGCUGUGUUCAAUCAUGGAAAAUUUGCGUUUGUCUCAAGUUGUACAAGUCACGGAGAUUACAUAAUGGUUUGUCUGCACACAGUACUUCUCAGUGAAUACUCCAUCGAGGUAUUGAUGUACAACCUCAAAGCGGAUGAAUGGACACAUCUUCCCGAUGGUUUUAAAACAAAUGACUUAUCUUUGAUGCAUGCAUCCAGUCAUGCUUUCCUUCCAGAUAUGCAAGCCAAGGCAUACUCAAGCAGUGCGCUAGGUUUUGUCGCAAGAAAGACAUGCGAGAUUGGUGAUCUUUCUUUUAAUAUCUGA
Molecule: messenger RNA, 1182 nt
Organism: Papaver somniferum (opium poppy)
Lineage: Eukaryota; Viridiplantae; Streptophyta; Magnoliopsida; Ranunculales; Papaveraceae
Product: F-box/LRR-repeat/kelch-repeat protein At2g27520-like
Exons: 1
Coding region: 1-1182 (393 amino acids)
Molecular function (GO): protein binding
Source: RefSeq, a predicted model, not a curated record